Raphanus sativus (radish) is the source of this 789-nucleotide messenger RNA. Its product is annotated as RING-H2 finger protein ATL8. The coding region runs from base 95 to 655 and encodes 186 amino acids. NCBI's taxonomy places the organism in Eukaryota, Viridiplantae, Streptophyta, Magnoliopsida, Brassicales, Brassicaceae. The transcript has a single exon. The record is from RefSeq and is a predicted model, not a curated record.
UUUGCCUCCCUAAACAAACGCUCACACUCCUCAAACCUAAUCAUCCCUCUCUACUUUUCAAAUCAAACCUCUCUCUCUCUCGCUCUCUCUAGCAAUGGCGCGUCUUCUCCUUCGUCUUCUUCAAGAAGCCAAUCCUCCGUCGCCGGCCGCGGUAAACGCCGAUCUCAUACUCAUCAUAGCUGCUCUCAUCUGUGCACUGAUCUGCGUCCUCGGCUUAGUCGCCGUCUCUCGAUGCUCCUGGCUCCGACGUAUCGCCGCCAGGAACGGCUCCGCCGCGAGUUCUGAUCAGAAUCCUCAACCGCCGGUGGCUGCGGCCAACAGAGGACUGAAAAAGAAAGUCCUCCGAUCGCUGCCGAAGCUCACUUACUCGCCGGAUUCUCCUCCGGCGGAGAAACUGGCCGAGUGCGCCAUCUGCCUGACGGAGUUCGCCGCCGGCGACGAGCUCAGAGUGUUGCCGCAGUGCGGUCACGGUUUCCACGUGUCUUGUAUCGACACGUGGCUUGGGUCUCACUCUUCGUGUCCUUCUUGCCGCCAGAUCUUGGUGGUUGCCAGGUGUCACAAAUGUGGCGGUGUGCCCGGUAGCUCAAGCUCAGGAUCCGAAUCUGAUACCCGGGUCAAGCAACAUGAAGAUGAACCUAGUAGCCUCUUGGCUUGAUUCUUUUCUUUUUCGACUUUUACACAUAACAAUAAUAUAUAUAUAAUUAAAAGAGUAUUCCUUAUCAUUUUAGAGGAUAAUGGUAAUCUGUCAUAUGUAAAUAUUUAUUUAUUGUAAUGGAAAAGUUAAUGUCA